Meleagris gallopavo (turkey) is the source of this 5055-nucleotide messenger RNA. RefSeq names its product solute carrier family 34 member 2 (gene SLC34A2). Gene Ontology annotation, biological process: intracellular phosphate ion homeostasis; sodium-dependent phosphate transport. Gene Ontology annotation, molecular function: sodium:phosphate symporter activity. Gene Ontology annotation, cellular component: vesicle; apical plasma membrane; brush border. NCBI's taxonomy places the organism in Eukaryota, Metazoa, Chordata, Aves, Galliformes, Phasianidae. The record is from RefSeq and is a predicted model, not a curated record.
GUUGCAGUGGCUGCCCAGUUGGUCCGUUCACUCUGUUGCCUGGGGAGAAAGAAGUGUCACAGAUCAUGGCUCCUUGGCCUGAGGUAGACAAGCCUGAAACCAAUAACUAUAUUGGUGAUUCCUCCAAACAAAACCAGAACAUGCCCGGAAAAGAAGGAGAAAAUCACAAAGGGAACGUGGCUUCACUUGGAAACAAAGUGGAAAUUCAACCUGCAUUUUCCACAAUAGCAUUGAUAGAUGAGACAAGGCAGGAAGAAGACCCAUGGGCUCUGCCAGAACUGCAGGACACUGGAGUCAAGUGGUCAGAACUGGAUAGAAAAGGAAAAAUCAUUCGUGUGCUCUAUGGAAUAGGAAAGUUUAUUAUGUUGCUUGGAUUACUCUACUUGUUCGUGUGUUCUCUGGAUGUACUGAGUUCUGCUUUUCAACUAGUAGGAGGUAAAGCAGCAGGGGACAUUUUUAAAGAUGAUUCAGUGCUCUCUAAUCCUGUUGCGGGGCUGGUGAUAGGAGUUUUGGUGACUGUGAUGGUCCAGAGCUCCAGCACUUCUUCAUCCAUUAUCGUCAGCAUGGUGUCCUCUACAUUGCUGACUGUACAAUCAGCUAUUCCUAUCAUUAUGGGGGCAAACAUUGGUACCUCAGUUACAAACACAAUUGUGGCGCUCAUGCAAGCCGGGGACAGGAAUGAAUUUAGAAGGGCCUUUGCUGGGGCAACAAUUCAUGAUUUCUUUAACUGGCUUGCUGUGUUUGCAUUGUUGCCCAUUGAAGUCAUUUCUGGCUAUCUUUACCAUCUCACCAACGUUAUAGUUGAGUCCUUUCAUCUUGAAAGUGGUGAAGAUGCCCCUGAGCUACUAAAAGUCAUCACAGACCCUUUUACAAAGCUCAUCAUUGAGCUUGAUAAAUCUGUAAUAAAUGCAAUUGCUACUAAUGAUGAAUCAGCAAAAAACAAAAGCCUGGUAAAGAUUUGGUGCGUAACUGAAACCAAUGUGACACUGCAGAAUGUCACAAUUCCACCUUCAGAGAACUGCACGUCUUCUGAACUUUGCUGGUCAGAAGGAAAUGUGACGUGGACCUUGAAAAACAUAUCUGAAACAGAAUAUAUCACUAAAUGCCGGCAUCUCUUUACAGAAACAGACCUGCCUGAUCUUGCCAUCGGUCUCAUCCUUCUGGCUUUGUCCCUGCUGGUUCUUUGCUCCUGUUUGGUGAUGAUUGUUAAGCUGUUAAACUCUGUGCUUAAAGGACAAGUAGCAAGUGUUAUCAAGAAGACAAUCAACACUGAUUUCCCAUUUCCUUUUACUUGGCUGGCUGGAUACCUGGCUAUGCUUGCAGGGGCUGGUAUGACCUUCGUUGUCCAAAGUAGUUCUGUCUUCACAUCUGCUAUUACACCUCUUGUUGGCAUUGGUGUUAUAAGCAUUGAGCGUUCUUAUCCCCUCACCCUAGGAGCCAACAUUGGCACAACCACAACAGCUAUCCUUGCAGCUUUAGCAAGCCCAGGGAGUACAUUAAAAUAUUCAUUACAGAUUGCCUUGUGCCACUUUUUCUUCAAUGUCUCUGGGAUUAUCCUGUUUUACCCGCUGCCUUUUACCCGGCUGCCAAUCCGCAUGAGCAAGAGCUUGGGAAACAUAACAGCCAAGUACAGAUGGUUUGCUAUAUUUUAUCUUCUCAUCUGCUUCUUCCUUUUCCCUUUGUUUGUAUUUGGUCUGUCACUGGCGGGCUGGCCAGUCCUUUUGGGUGUUUGCCUUCCCCUGUUGGCUCUGUUUAUUGCUGUGAUUGUAAUUAAUAUUAUGCAGACAAGGCGGCCACAUUCACUGCCUGAGAAGCUUCAAAACUGGGAUUUUCUACCCAUCUGGAUGCACUCCCUAGAGCCCUGGGACAAUAUGAUUAUGUCUUCACUCUCCUUUUGUGGGAAGCAUUGCUGCGGAUUCUGCAAGUGCUGCAAAGUCAAUGCAGAACAGGAGGGUGCCAAAGAUAAUCAGCUAAAAACUAUGGAGGUUUAUGAAAACACCAUUACAAUGGCUGAUGAAGAAAGAGGUGUAAGAAGGGCUCCAGCUGCAGCUUGUGUUGAAAAAACAGGCACAAACAACACAGCCUUAUAGUAGCGGAUCAACCCAUAAUAGCAGAGGUAAAGCAUAGGACAGUCAGGUUCUUGAAAACUACCUUGAACAAUGCACUGAGAACAGAGUGAAUAUUUUGUUAGGUUCCUGCAGCCAGUGAUAUAUCACUCAUCAAGGAAUGGAGUCAAGCAAGCUUGACAGAGUCCCUAGAAAAUCUACGAUCAGUUGAAAAGCUAAAGACAGAUUUGCUUACAGAGCAUCUACUGUGUGGUACAUUCAUCCAUGCUAUCAAUAGCAACCAAAAGAAAUCUUGAUGUAGUCCUGUGAAGAGAGGGAUGAAAGGAGUGUGAUUAAUUAAAAACCAGUCAACCCAACAAUGCACUUGUAGGACAACCUUUCUGGCCUAUUGGCUUAUUCAGUAGAAGUUUAUGAUACCCUAAAGGUUCUGUAAAUGAAAAAAGAAAAAAAAGUAAAAAAGAAAACCAAAAAGAAUCCAAAUGUUUCCAUUGGCUUAUGUUAAUUGGUCAAAAUAGAAAACAAUAUUCCAAAUAUGGACAAAAUCUGUUGUCUGUGUGGAGGAAAAUGAAAUUCUGGGACAUGCCUCAAGAGCUCUGGGAGUCCUAGCCUGGCAUAAGGGUACGCAUGAGCCCAUUUAGAGCUCUCUGCCUCCUUUAACGCAAGGACAGGAGCUGCUGUCUUUUGUUGUCUCAAGCUAAAGGCCAAAAAUUAAUUGCUGAUCACUUUGCCUACUGAAGUUAAACACUGGGUUUAGAGACACUGGAUGGCUAUGAAAGAGUUUUGUGGACUCAGGGUGUGGUUGCAUGGCUGUCUGUCUCUCUAGAUAGUCCUCCCCUAUCCUGUCCACUGAGUAAUCCCAUAAGCACUUGUCCUGGCACAAUUAGAGGAAAGGUGCAGGAGGGAGGACAAGUGACUGGCAUAGGCGUGUAAAGAGCUGCCCAACUCCAGGCUGACACCACGAGAUCUGUCUGCAAUUGAGACUGAGCCACAACAUGGCAUUUAAAUGUAGGAGUGGAGACUGGCUUUAGAGCUACAAAUGAGGGAACCUGGAGAAUAGACUAUAGUUAGUGUGGGACAUGCAGCAGCAUUAACGGGUGAGAAAUGAGUGUUCACUCUGCACGGUCACUGCGUGCUCUGAACCACCCACCUUGGAAAUAAUGUGAAUUUUAUUGGCAAUUGUAUGUAGCAAUCCAAAUUCCAAAUAAAAUCCCUAGGUAGUGUAGUCAAUAGCACAUGUAGUCAAUCCAGAGGUAGUAUAGCACUUGGUGUGAAGCUGCUUGUGCUCAGGUCUUACAUUACUGAUGGUCUUGUAAAUGCUUACAAGACAGCACUGAAUCAUGGACUGACAAAAGGUAUCAUUUCAAUGUCGGAAAAAGAGCAUUUCAAAGACAUGCUGAGUACUUCUGCUGGCCUUUAAUAACUUAGAUAUGAGUGACCAUGGGAUAGUACCUGAGGUCCAACCACUAAUGGAAAAAAGAUCAUGUGGCAGAGUGUAGGCCAAUCAGUAUCAUGUAGAGCCAAUUUGCAUGGUCGAUUUGUAGAUUAAAUCUGUAACGGAAAUACUGAGAGGACCCUUAGUUUAGCAUAGCCACUCAGUGCUGCUAUAACACAUUUACUUCUGAAUAGUUGGUAAUUUUCUGCAGAACUAGGAUCAGUAGGCUGCAUUCACACACAUUUUAGAAGGGAAAAUUUUUUCAUUUGCUUUUUUAAGCUCGCACUGAAAAUAGCAAACUAAGCUGUCUAAAACAUGUUUGCAAAUUGUAUUCCAACUGUUGAGAUUCCAACUGUUUCUACAAUAAUGAGCCAGUAACAAAAUUCUUAGCAUCAGAGUAAAUUUUCAAGAUAAUUUAAUUCUGGUAUAGUUCUGCUCUUUGUGGGUUUAGUAACAGAGAACGGAGUUCUACCAAACUGUUCUGUUUCAAAUUUACUUUUUCUCCAUAUAGUUCAAACAGAAUUUUGUCAGCAUUUCAUUUUCAAAAUGGAAUUGUUCUUCAUUUUAUUUUCACAGUUCUGGAUUCUUUCACAUUCUGCGUUUUGACAAGAAAAAAAAAAAAAAGUGAAAAAUCCAGAAUUCUUUCAAAAGUAUCUUGAAUUUCCAUUGACCAUUCAUUGAAACAGGAAACAUUUCCAUCUACUCUUACUGAUCUCUUAACACGCACCUUAUUUUGCAUCUUGAAGUAAAGUUGCUGAGAGCGGUGAUAAUAACUCUCAGCAAAACAUCAGAGGAAAAGCAAUUCUUACAGAAGAAUCAGGGUAAAAAUUAUAGUCAGACAUAUCAGUACUUCAUGUUCCUCAUUAACUUUCCCCUAUGAUGUAUUGAGUUUGUACCCUCCUCUCUCCUUGCUGGUGACCUUCAGGCCAUAUUGUGCUGUUGUUUUAGGCAGAUUCCAAAACAGACUUCUGUUUAACACUUGACAGCACAACAUGUCCUGGAAAACAUCCCUCCUACUCUUAAAAAAAAACUAUUUACACUUUAUUUAUAAUUAUUUGAGUGUACAGAACUUUUCAUAAGUUAUGCAGAAAAAGGCUUGUGAUUGUGUUAUAUAUACAUAUUUGAAAACCACACGAUGUUUAAAAUGUAAAAAGGAACUACUGUAUAUUUGUAAUAUAACUUUUAAAAUUGUUUGUAACUGUGCAUACUGUGUAUUACGGAGGCUGUUGGCUCCACCAAUAGGUUACAAAAAGAUUGUUAGUAAUGCAGAGACAGAUUUCUUAAAAUAAAGAUGAAAAACACCUAUGUAUUUUCAUAAUAUGGCUUCAUGCACAAGGAUGCAGAACUCCACUUUUCUAACAAAGAUUUGAAUUUUCUGCAAUGAGGAAUUUUGGAAAUAGAAGAUUUCUAAAAUGCUUUUUUAAACUCUUACAUGUUUUAUCUUUUAGUGUUUUGGGGACAGCAUAUGGCUUUAUACUUUGUCAUGAACACUCAUCUUGUCUGUCCUCACGCAUUGAAUGUAAAAAUAAAGAGAAAUUUUAAAAAAUGAAGAUUUUC